Molecule: messenger RNA, 1137 nt
Organism: Cotesia congregata
Lineage: Eukaryota; Metazoa; Arthropoda; Insecta; Hymenoptera; Braconidae
Source: the annotation of a GenBank genome assembly
AUGUCAACGGUAGUGCCAAUGGGUAAGAAUUUCAAAGAGCACAACAAGAUUCAUAAAGAAAACCGUCGAAAAUGGCGCGAGGAGCGUUUGAUGAAGAAAAUGGCCACUUCUAAGCCGACCAAUUCUUCUCCACCAGAAUUAGAGUCUAAUCCUGCACCCGAGGUGGUUAAGAAAGUGGUUCCAACUUUAUCAAUCGCAGUUCCUGGGUCUAUAUUAGACAACGCGCAGUCCCAAGAAUUGCGGACUUACCUAGCUGGGCAAAUCGCAAGAGCGGCUUGCGUUUACCAGGUAGAUGAAGUGGUGGUCUUUGACGACCAGGGUGAGAUCACGGAAUUGGAAAGACACUCUAAGAAGGUCAAGGUGGAGACCACCUGGCAGACCGAGGGGGAAGGGGAAGGGUCUAGUGCUAAUUUGGCUUAUAGAAGAGCUUGCCUACAAUUAGCAAGGAUUCUUCAGUACUUGGAGUGUCCCCAGUACUUGAGGAAGUACUUCUUCCCAAUUCACAAAGAUCUGCAAUUUGCAGGAUUGUUGAACCCUUUGGAUGCUCCGCACCAUCUUAGGCAGAACGACUAUUGCCAGUUCAGAGAGGGCGUUGUGGUAGACAAGCCGCUGAAGCCUGGAAGAGGCUCCCAAGUUAAUUGCGGAUUGUUAAGGGACGUUGAGAUUGAUAAGACAAUUAGUCCUAACCUUAGGGUCACUGUUAGGAUCCCGGAAGGGAUUGAAGGCAAAAAGAUCAAGGGCCAGGUUGUUAGUCCCAGGACUCCCAAGGAAAAUGGAAUUUACUGGGGAUACUCUGUGAGAAUUGCUAGGAGCUUGUCGGAGAUUAUUGAAAAGUGCCCCUAUAAGGAAGGCUAUGAUGUUAUUGUAGGUACUUCGGAUAAAGGAAAAAGUGUGGAUCACCUGGAUGAUGGAGCGCUGGUUUACAGGAGAGGCUUGAUCGUCUUCGGAGGACUCGCUGGACUUGAAGCGGCGCUUGAAGCUGAUCCAAAGCUGGAUUUGGAGGAUCCCAAGCUGCUUUUUGGAGAGUAUGUUAAUACUUGUCCGAGGCAAGGGUCUAGGACGAUUAGGACCGAGGAGGCGAUUCUGAUCAGUCUUGCGGAGAUGAGGAAGAAAAUGGUACCCUGGAAUGAAUUGUAA